AUGAUUGAAAAGGGUAUAUUUCUGUUCAAGUUCAAUUCUAAAGAUAAAAUGGAUGAAAUUCUUGUUGCUGGGCCUUGGAGUUAUUAUAGUUUUCCUCUGAUUCUCCAACCUUGGUUGCCGGAGGUGGAUAUUGACCCGAACAAAAUCUCAAGUUUUUCGAUUUGGGUACAGCUACCAUUACUAAAAAUACAUCUCUGGUCUCAAUCUGUUCUGAGCAAAAUUGCAAGUGUGAUUGGGAAACCGAUCUGCACAGAUGGGAUAACAGCAGUAAAGGGAAGACUAAGCUAUGCCCGAAUCUGUGUUGAAAUUAAUCCCCACUCUGAGCUACCUGAUAUGAUCAAAUUGAAGGGCCCGGGUGGAGUCGCAAUUACACAGAAAGUGGAAUAUGAAUGGGUUCCGUCGAGAUGUACCUAUUGUGAGUGUUUCGGGCAUUCAAUAGAGAAAUGCAGAAAGCCUAAACCAGUAUGGCUCCCUAAAGAACCAAAGGAAAUCAUACUUUUAGAGAAUGAUUCGUCCCAUGAUAAUACCGAGAUCCACCAGAGAAAUGAGAGGCUACGUGAUGUAAAUGAGGCCAACCAAGUCUCACCGAAAUCUCAACUAGAAGCUAAUCCAGCAUCGGUACCUAAGGGGAAGGGGAAUGCUAAGCUCAUUGGUAAGCUGUCAGUACUCUCAGAUGAGCCAGUGACUAAGAUAAGCAUAACACCAAUUCCUCUUCUUCAGAAAGGAACUGUUGAAGAAACCAUCGGUUAG
This is a messenger RNA of Oldenlandia corymbosa var. corymbosa, 750 nucleotides long. The record is from the annotation of a GenBank genome assembly. NCBI's taxonomy places the organism in Eukaryota, Viridiplantae, Streptophyta, Magnoliopsida, Gentianales, Rubiaceae.